Messenger RNA from Maylandia zebra (zebra mbuna), 1478 nucleotides. RefSeq names its product RAD1 homolog (S. pombe) (gene rad1). Gene Ontology annotation, biological process: DNA damage checkpoint signaling; DNA repair. The record is from RefSeq and is a predicted model, not a curated record. NCBI's taxonomy places the organism in Eukaryota, Metazoa, Chordata, Actinopteri, Cichliformes, Cichlidae. Gene Ontology annotation, cellular component: checkpoint clamp complex; nucleus.
CCGUAGAAGAAGAGCGACAGGCGGAAGUUGUUCAUCACCGCCUUUCUUCAAAAACAAUCACAAGAACUGCUGCGUAACAGCUUUAUAAGAGACACGAAGGGACCUCACAGCGGGUAUCUGUGCGCCUUUUUUCAGCGCUAAAAUGCCUCUCUCCACUCAGUCGCAAGGCGAUGACGAACAGUACGUUUUAGUGGCGAAUUUGGACAAUGCUCGCAAUCUCUCCAACAUCCUGAAAGCAAUCACCUUCAAAGAUCACGCCAUCUUCACAGCUACAACCAACGGCCUUAAGGUCACAGUGGAGGACUCGAAAUGUCUGCAGGCCAAUGCCUUCAUCCAGGCUGAGAUCUUCCAAGAGUUCACCAUAAGAGAAGAUCUGGUGGCUUUUCAGAUCAACCUCACUGUUCUCCUUGAUUGCCUCAAUAUAUUUGGUGGAACCACAACACCAGGUGUAUCAACAGCCUUGCGGAUGUGCUACAGGGGGUAUGGGUACCCUCUGACGUUGUUCCUGGAGGAAGGUGGUGUAGUGACCGUGUGCAAGAUUAACACGCAAGAACCAGAAGAACCGAUUGACUUUGAGUUCUGCAGCACUAAUGUCACGAACAAGGUGAUCUUGCAGUCAGAGAGUUUGAAGGAAGCCUUCUCUGAACUGGACAUGACUAGUGAAGUGCUACAGAUUACCAUGUCCCCCAGCCAACCAUACUUCAGGUUGUCAACGUUUGGGAAUGCUGGAAAUGCUCAUUAUGAUUACUCCAAAGACUCGGACAUGAUGGAGCUGUUUAAGUGCACCGAGACACAAACGAACAGAUACAAGAUGUCCCUCCUGAAGCCGUCCACCAAAGCCUUGGCUUUGUCCUGUAAAGUCUCCGUCAGGACAGACAACCGGGGCUUCCUCUCUCUGCAGUACCUGGUCAGGAACGACGACGGACAGAUCUGCUUCGUAGAAUAUUACUGCUGUCCCGAUGAGGAGGUGGAAGAGAACUGAGAACACCAGAUUCAAAUCUGACUUGUAAUAAGCACCUUAACUACACACCGGAGUCCAGUUUGCCAGAGGAGGCAGGUAUGGAGAAAAUGCCGGACUUGUAAUGGGCACAGUGGAGUAAACAGAAAAUGAACUGAUUCAUCAUUUGCCAGAUUUGAGAGAUGUUCUUAUGCUCUCUAUGAUUACGCCACACGUCAUAAUCAGAGCUCGAUGUGCUGCAGGAGUAUACAGAGGCAUGUUCGAUGUGUGUUCAAGUACUCUAUUGAUUACUAUGGUGACUCAGCUGUUUUCAGUCAUAAGUCUCACAAUUUGUGAAUGUUACUCCUGAAUUUGAGUCUACUUGUUAAAUGCAGCUCUCUUUAUAUUUGCAUAUCAGAGCUCGUCUUUUGACAUAUGCUUCCAGAUGGCUGACAGCCUGUAAAACAGGACACAUUAGACCCAGCUCACUGAUCUAAAACAACUAGACAGUGAUCUAAAACAACACCUAUUCUACCUAUUU